Messenger RNA from Calliphora vicina (urban bluebottle blowfly), 828 nucleotides. It is a transcript of the gene Fer2, whose product is annotated as 48 related 2. Gene Ontology annotation, molecular function: RNA polymerase II transcription regulatory region sequence-specific DNA binding; protein dimerization activity; DNA-binding transcription factor activity, RNA polymerase II-specific. The record is from RefSeq and is a predicted model, not a curated record. Bases 164 to 817 code for a protein of 217 amino acids. Gene Ontology annotation, biological process: regulation of transcription by RNA polymerase II; developmental process. The transcript is spliced from 5 exons. Lineage: Eukaryota; Metazoa; Arthropoda; Insecta; Diptera; Calliphoridae.
AUCUACGUACGUACGUACAUGUGGCAGGGAAUAGUGUCGCAGAUUGUGAACAUAAUGUGUGGUCUGUCAGAAUAUAGUUAAACUACCAUGGUCAUAUGGCGACCAUCAUUGAAGGUCGGUUAAAUUAAAUUGCCAUUUAUCUUUCCAUAACUUUGAUGAUGACAUGAUAAAUGAUUUGCCGUCAUGUGUGUAUGCAGGUGGUGCUGCCGUCGGAAGUGGAAGUGGCAAUUUACGCAUGAGCUCAAAUUUUAGACAAAUACAACAGCAAUAUAUGCAACAAGGAAAUGAAAAUAUGUUAGACUCUUCCACCAAUAUUGGAUUAAACAACAAUAACAACAACCAUAAUAAUAAUUCAUCUUUAAUAUGUGGCAGUCCGAAUGCUGGUAGCAGUUCAUACAAUUCCGCCCCAUAUAAAAUCCAACGACAACAGGCAAACGUACGUGAACGGAAAAGGAUCCAGAGGUCGGCACCAACUGGUAGUAUUAAUUCAGCAUUCGACGAAUUAAGAGUUCAUGUUCCAACAUUUCCUUAUGAGAAACGUUUGAGUAAAAUCGAUACUUUGCGACUGGCAAUUGCAUACAUUUCGUUGCUGAGGGAAGUAUUGCAAUCUGAUUACGAUCCAUUAACGUAUGUGGAAAAGUGCUUACGUGGAGAGAUAAAAGCGGACAAAGCUAAUUGGAAUACAAGUGAUUUAACUGCUCGUUUAUCAUGGAUUAAUUGGGAAAAUCUUGGCGUUCAUCCAGGUAGAAGAACUUUGUUAACUUCUUUGGCUUUGUCUUCUGAGCCUAUGUGUGGAGCACAUUGCGGAGCUCCUUAAAUAAUCCACUC